CCGCCACACUUCCAAUGAAAUACGACCAAAGUCAAGUCGGUCACGACCACCGCGCUGACGCUACCGGUCUGACCUGCCAAAAUAAAACACUGCGCGCUAAAGGCGUGCUGCCGAUCUUUCAUGCAAAGACCAACAGCGGGAUUGGAGUCGUGUCAGCAGGCCCAGGCGGACAGCAUGGCCCCGGAGGAGGAGGACGACGCUCUGCUGUUUCUCAUCUACCAGCACCUCAAGGUGAACGGCUACCAAAAAGCUGCCAAGGUGCUGGAAAAACACGUUGCUCAGGUGGACACACCAAAGGAGAGCUCCAACCUGCAUGACAUCUACACAGGCUGGAUGAAGCUGUGCUCUCUGGCUCAACAUGCCAAGCAGGAGACAGAAGACUCCACUUCUUUGAAGCAGAAGAGCAUCAAACCAGAACCUGCCACCAGUGAGGAAGAAGAGGGCGCAGACCUUAAGCUUUCCAACACCACAGAAGAAGAAGAAGAAGUAAAUCACGUGGACGCCAAACCUCCGCUCGAGUCCACCACAGACGCUGAGACGGUCUGUGAGCAGCUGCUGCACCCCGAAGCCGAGACCAGAACGACAAGCUCGGCCGGUGAGAGUGAAGACAAGAAGGAAGACGAGGAGGAGGAGGAGGAGGAGGAGGAGAAGAAACCAGACCAUGAGUCGGCUCCUGCUGAAGUCUCUGCAGAGGCAUCAGACGAGGCAGAAAGCUCCAGCUCCAAGUCCUCAGACUGUGAGGAGGAAGUUAAAGCCGCCAGCCGGGUCGACCCCGGACACGCGGAUCAGACUGCGGAUCAGCUCGGGGCUCCGGAUGCUCACACUGAGAUCCGUGAGGAGCAUAAGGAGGAGGACGAUGAGCUGAAGCAGGAGGCCGAAGCAGCCACGGACGCCGCUGACGUCACAGGCGAACAGACGGCUGUCAGUCAAACCGAGGCCACGCCCUCCUCCGCUCAGGAGGCAGGGGAUGACGACGGCGGCGGCGCUGCAGAGAAGCUCGUCCAGUCCAAGCCCACCGCGUCCGACCUGACAGCUCAGGAGACCAAUGAGCAGCCGGCACAGGGUGAAGCCCCGCCUCCCGCAGACCCUGAAUCUGAAGAUCCAGAAGAGGAAGAGAAGGAAAAGGAGGAAAAAGAGGAGGAGGAAAAAGAGGAGGAGGGGAAAUCCAAGGUCACAGCGGGCAGCGACCUCACACUGACGCUCGAGUCUGAGGACCAAACCAAACCGUCAGCAGCCUCCGAGGACGUCGCCAUCGCUGACGCCGAAACGAUGACGGUGGCAGCUGCAGAAGAGCGAGUGAACUCGGACGUCUCCAUCAUCCUCAACAUCGAAGCCGAUGACGGUGAAGCAGCGGAGCAACAAACCUCCCAGGAGGACGUUGAGUCCUGCAAAGAUGCCAAAACUCCCAAGAAGAAGAAGAAGAAGAGCAAAAAAGAUGCGGAGACGCCAGCUGCAGAUACACCGAGCACAGACUCGUCCAGUGAUAUUCCUCUGUCCAAGACUGGCGGGAAGAAAAAGAAAGACAAAAAGAUGGCAGAGGAAGAGGAGGAUCAGAAAAAGGAGGAGGGAGAGGAGCAACAGCAGCAGGAGGAAGAGGACAUAUCGCAGGUCACGCCAUCAGAAAAGAAGAAGAAGAAGAAGGCAAAGAAAAGGAAAAGGGAGAGAGAUGAAGCAGAGGAGAGAGAUGAGAUGACACCUGUCGCUUCAGACAAACAGAUUAAAAAGAUUAAAGUUGGAGAUGUGGGAGAGGAGCUGAGUGAGCCAGUAGAACAGGAGGAGGAGGAGGAGACGAAGGUGGAGAAUCUUCUGAGUCCGGCAGCGACAGCAGAGAAGAAGAAGAAGAAAAAGAAGAGAAAGAGGGCGAAAGAGGGCAGGCAAGAGAAAGAGGAGGCGCAAUCUGACAAAGAACCAGCAGGGGGCAACGAAGACACAGAAAAGAAGCUGGAGGAUGCAGAUGGAAACUCUUCGGCCAAAAAGAAGAAACGCUUCAGGAAGAAGCUCAGCCAGAAGAAGAGAUGGAGGCUCCAAGGCAAAGAGGAGAGGAAGAGGAGCAUCAUCGCCUCAGGACAGACGGCAGCCAGAAGCACCAAGCUGAAAGGCAGAAAGAAACACAAACAGACCCAGGAGGCAGCAGAGGAGACGCCUCAACCAAAGCCAGCCAAAAGACCUCAACCCGAUCCUGCCCAGGAUGACGGCGACACACCAAAGAAGAAGAAAAAGAUGCACACAGAACAAGAGGAGAAUUCCUCAAAGGAAAACCAGCCCCCAAAGCUGACGAGAGAUGAGAGGAAGAAGAGAAAGAAGAGGUCGGUGACGGAGGAGGGCGACAGCGGUGUGGUGAGCGAACUGCCUCCUUCAGGUGACUCGUCUCCGCUUUCAAAGGAAGGGAAGAAGAAGAAGAAAAAGAAGAAGAUGAAGGCUGGAAACCAAGAGAAGACGACAGAGAGUUCAGCUCCCGUCACAGUGAGGCCAGAUGAACCUGCAAAGAGAAAGAAGAAGAACAGGCUGAAGGAGAAACCGGAGCUGACAGAAGCUGCUGCUGCUCCUGCGACAUCCGCGAAAAAGAAACCCAAAAAGUCGAUCACCUCUGAUUAAAUCCUGGAGACUCCCGGAGCCGAAGGUCUCCGAUCAGCUGGACAAUCUGUGUGGCGUUUGUGCCUUUUCACUCCUGAUUCUGCUGUCUGACAUGAAAUGAAACUCUGCUCAGAAACGUUUUGGACAUGACAUCAGUAUUCUCAGUCGCGUUAGAGUCUUUGUGUUUGUGUCUACACGCCUGCACGGUUUGUACGUAAAAAUCAUUUUUAUUUCUUUUUCUUUUUUUUAAGAUUUUUGACCAAGAAAUGAACAAAGAAGACAUUUAGUGUAAAAUUUUCUCUGUGAUUUCUGGUGGCCAAAUUUACUGGAAGUUAAAAUUGACCAAUCAGCUGUCUGGUUGUUUUGUUCUGCUGUACAGCACAGUGAUGAGUGUGUCAUCACAGCGAGCGCCGCCCUCUGCUGGUGGCUCAGGGUAGGACAGGUGAGCUCUGCUUGUUCACGCUGUGGAUAACCUGAGUCACAGGUGAGCUUUAAGGGAACAAGCUGUGAAACAUUUCAACACUUUCUAAGGUUUCUGAACAGUUUUGUUUGUUAAUAAACAUUUCUCUUUGUGUUUGAUGAAGAAAUGUAGUUUUGUUUGGAGUCAGAAGUUACGUUUGUUUUUAGUUUUCUUUCAGUCAAAGCUGUGAAAUUCUGUUUUUAUUUGGGUGGUUUUGUUUACACACUCCUGUUGUUUACACAAUGUUGUCUUUAUGACCACACGAGACUAACUAUGCAUCAGAUGACUCCUUGUUGCUUGGUGGACGGGGCUGCUGACUGGUUUCACUUUUUUUUUUUGUUGUUCCUGUGAACCAACGUGUGUAUGAAAUAAAUAGUAAAAUAAAACUUUGCAAAAGCUUUAA
Messenger RNA from Scatophagus argus, 3437 nucleotides. RefSeq names its product DNA ligase 1-like. Lineage: Eukaryota; Metazoa; Chordata; Actinopteri; Scatophagidae. Bases 121 to 2595 code for a protein of 824 amino acids. Gene Ontology annotation, molecular function: protein binding. The transcript has 16 exons. The record is from RefSeq and is a predicted model, not a curated record.